AAAUCGUUUAAUUUAUGCGAAGAACGGUUUCUCGACCAAUCAGAAGCUGCGGCCCCCCAAAGUCCGAAGGAAGGAGGGUAGAUCGAGCGUCCUUGUGUUGCGAACUGUGAUCGCUUUCGUGUCAUGUUGGUAGAAAACUUUACAAAACCACGUUUCUUUUUGUUUUUGCUGUUGAUUGAAUGUGCUCCCUGAUACAGUAUGAGUGGAAACAGAAAAGAUUCGACGAAUUCACGUCCGGUAAGUGAACGUUUUUCUUAAAUCUCCCUGGCGCUCGAAGGCUCGUGACAUCUGAAAUAUAUGGCUGGGCUAUUCAAAAUGGUUGUACACGAAUAUUUUUUUCUUGAAUGCUCUUACUACGAGCCCUCAUGGAGAAAUCAGUUGUGUUUUUCGCUUUUGUCGUAUGGUAGUUGAUAAAGCCGUGUUUAUUCAUGUAUAUGAGCUGUAUUUUAUCAAGUUUCGUGUGUUGGUUAAAUGGAUAUUCGUUUUGUUUUGAAUGCUACAUGCACACACGGUCGUGACAAUGUCAAAGUACUUAAAAUUUUUUGCCCCAAAUAUUGUGGUCAAGCAACACGAACAGGGGAUGUUUUUUGUCCUUUUUAGUAUGAAGUAAUUCCUAUUUAAUCGAUGUCGCUUCCUUGUUGUCCAAAAGCUUGUAAAAUAAAAGGCAGAUAGCUCAUAAUAGCUUUGUAAUAUCAACAUUUUCCCUGACACAACGACACUUGUUUAUGGCAACGUUCUGUUAAAAUUCAGUGUUUUUGAAAGGUUUCUGUGGAGUUUUUAGCUUUAUUUUUGUCUUGAAAGUACCUGCAUACUUCCUAAUGCAACAAGGCCCCUUUUGGCACAGUAUUUAUACUUUAAUCUGGCUCAAAGUGUACUUUUUAACCGUUGUUUACGAAAAUUUCAUAAUGCAUUUGACCCACGUUGAAACUGGAGCUAGUGAUAUAAAAAGCUUAUGUUUGCAUUUAUGUGCUUUGUGUGUGUGUUAUUGGCCGUUUGUUUUAUCAGUGACUUUGCUUAAAACUCAUUAAGGUUCAAUACUUAGUAGAUGGAUGGAUUUUGUGUUUUUCCUAAAUGUGUUCCUACAAAGAUCAGAAGCCAUCAGGCACAUUAUUUUUCAACAAAUGUAAACAUAGAGAAAGCCCUUGAUUGCUUCAACUAUAUUGUGCUUCUUGUCAAUAUGUUGUGCAGCGUAAUAGAUACCUAUGUGGUAUCGAUUGACUGCAAGUCCUUCGUUUAUUUUUAAAGCUUGUCGGUUUGUACUAGACUAGCCGUACUGACUAAAUCUUAUGUUCCAGGUUGUGGAAGAACCGCCUUACUUGACUGUUGGCACUGAGGUCAGUGCAAAGUAUCGUGGGGCAUUCUGUGAGGCAAGCAUCAAGUCACUUAAAAAGUUGGUGAAAUGCAAGGUAUUGGUUUCUCUUCUGGUAAAAAAUUAGUGUAGUUUGCCAUAUUGGGUCAUUCUAGAAAAGAUCUGCCCUGCCCCCAAGAUGGAAAUUUCUGUUGUUCUAAGGGGGGGGGGGGAGAAAAGUUUGUUUCUCACAAUAGUAAGUGUGUAAGGACAUCCGGACAUGGGGGAGGGGGGCUAACUUCCAAUUUCCUCCGUGGAGAACGUAUGGAUGUUUUCUGGAAUAACCCAUUCUGUAUUGUGUACUGGGUAUUAUAUAUGGUUGCUUAUGCCUUACAGGUAGUAUAUCAAUUCUUUUCCUAUUUUUCCAAAGGUGAAUUUUGAAAAAGGUGGUGGAAGCAGUACUGUUGCAGAUGAUUGUGUCACUGGUGAACUAAAGGUAAUGUACCAAUCAGAUUGAUACAUAUUAGGCACAUGUCAGACGGUCUACUUUUCAUGUGUCAAACUUAAUUGACAAAUUAGGUAUGAUACAGGAAUGUUACGGGUAUGAAUCAGGUAUGGGAAUGAAUCAAGUACUGUACGGCAGAAUUUGGAGCGUCAAAAUUUUGACACAAGUUCAGCAGGCCCUGUUGCAUUAUGUGACGUUCAGUGAUAUUGACUAAUAUGCUACUCAACUUGUGUGCCAAACCUAACUCAACUUGUUGAAUUUGUUUGUACAUUAGAUUAACCAUAUUGUAAUUUUAAAAUAGACUUAUUUUGAGUUGUACUGAGAAUUGCUCGCAGAUGCACCCCAACCUUGUAAUAUUAUAUUUUUACACAGCUUGAAUCAAUACUGUUUUUGUAUUGUUCCUGUGUCACUAGGACUGUUCAGGAUUACCGAUAUACCGAAAAUAUUGGUAUUAAAUCAAUAUCGGUAUAUCGAUACCGGAUAUUCAACCAUAGCGAUAUACCAAAAUUACUGAUAUACUGAAAUUUCCGAUAGUGUUAAAUUUACCAACUAUAAGGCGAAACCAUAACCCUUAUUUUACUACUGAAUGGCAAUUCAGAGAACUUUCUACUGCAAUGAUCUAGAAUUUCCACUUCAGUGAGAUUUUAUACUGAAUAUGUGUUGUUCGAAACAUGUUUGAAACAACUUCAAAAUUAUCUUUUUCCCUUUUAGAAUUACUAAAAAUUUCCUUAAAAUUUCCAUUAAAGAAUUUUCCUUUAGAAUUAUCAAAGGAAAACCGGUAUACCGAUAAUAUUGCAGGCACAGAUUUUCUGGGGGGGUGCGCACCCCCCCCCCAGAAAUACUUUGCACCCCCCAGAGGCAUUUGGCACUGCCCCAAAAAAGUUUUUGCACCCCCUCAAAUUAUACAUAUUUUGAUUUGAUAUUUUCCUAUUUGGUUAUUCUUAUUACUAAAUUUGUAAAAUUACUAAUAUUAUGGUCUCAGAUGCCACCAUGUAGGCCUAGAAAACAAGUUUUGUUAAACAUUUUCCUUGGCCUUUCUGGACGUUGCCACCAGGCCCCGGUCAAAGCAAGAAGCAGCACCCCCAGAUAUUUAUUCACCCACCCCCGCCCCGAACGAAAAUAUGAAAAUCCGUCUCUGUAAUAUCGGUAUAAUUUUUUCGGUAUACCGAUACCAGAAAUUUCCCAUAUCGAACAUUCCUACAUGUCACAUCUAAUACAAUCAAGUUCAACAUGUGAGGAGUAUGCUAUCUGCUAUCUUAAUUGAACAUAAGGCAUUACAUCAUGCUCUUGUGAGACCGGCGAGGGUUAAUUCCAUUGUGGCAUGGAAACAUGUAGGGAAUAAAGAAAGUGAUAUGUGAAACUCUCUUCAAAUAAUAACCACAAUAUAAAGAAUGUUGAAAACAAAAGCAAAAUUCUAAUAGCAACUUGGCAACCUUUUCCAGAUUUAUCCUGCUUUAUUAGUAUACUAUAUUAGGUAAUAGUAUGGUUUUGAGUGUAAUUUGGAAGAAACACGAACGAGUGAAUUUUUCAAAGACAAUCGAGUCCUUGACAAACUUUGUUUUUGACCUAAAAACAUUUUAUACUUGAUAUUUUACUUGAUAUUUUGUAAAGGGCCCACUGUAUAUAAUUGGUAUUAAGAUGUUGUGGUGUCCCAGCUUCUUUAAUGCAAUUAUUGUAUGAUAUUUGGAAGUGAAGCACAAUAAAAAGUAAUUGCACAAUUUCAAAAAUAAUUCCACUACUCUUAGCCAAUCAGGAUUGAGUAUUUUUUUCAUCUAUAUGAUUAAUGUGAGUAGAACACAAAGUACAAGCAUCAUAAAAUGUUUGUUGAUGCUGUACAAAUCCAAAGUAUAUUGUCAUUAUGAAUUCAGACAAUGGACAAUGUUUUGUGUCACAUUCCUAUUUCAGAAUGCAUAGGUUGUUGCUGACAUUUCAGGAAGGAAAAGUAUAAAAAUACAAUACAUUUUGUACCACAUUUUAAUCCAUGGGGCCCUGUUAGGGGUAAGUUGCGACAGCCAACAGGGCCCUUUUUUAGGCGACAGCACAGUUUUGCAAUCCCGACGAACGGCGGUAAAGAAGGGUGAAAAAGCGACAGCGACACUGUUUUAUUUAUUUUCGACAGCGACAGCACUAUAUUUUAAAAAGCGACAACGACGUUGGCACAGAGAAGGCUCAAGAGAAGGAAGUUUCUGUAAUGGGGCUAGCAUAAACAGUCGAUAUACAUGUCAAAUAUUCUUUUCACAGUAUUUCUUUAAAUGCAUUUUGUUGUAACUUGUUAAUAUUAACAAGUUACUACAAAAUGGUUAUACAAUGAGAUCGAUAUACAAGAAACGUGUUGUCCAUGUGAUUGCGCUAUUCGUGCAAAAUUCUGACGGCGACAUUUGACAAGUUUCAAAAAGCAACAUUGACAAUUUUAAAACUGUGACAGCCGACAUCACCACCCCCCCAAACAGGGCCCCAUCCAUUAAGUGGAAAUGCAGCCCACUCCAUUAUUUCACUAUGCCCAACACCAAACACUUACUUCUCAAAUGAACCAGCUUUUGUGGCGUUGUGGUCACCACGCUUGCCUUUCAAGCUGGCCUUUCAAGCUGGGUUCUAGGUUCAAUACUUGAUCGGACCUCUACUCAAGGUCUUAAAAUAAUUGAGAAGUAAAUGCUAUCCUUACAUUGGCAUCAGUAAAUGGUUAGACUUUCACGUCUUCUCAGAUAAUGACGUUAAAAUUAUUUGGAUCUCCUAUCAAUUGGGCAAUCUGAGCCUGUUGGGAAAUCCACUCACCAGUGAGUGAGAAACUCAACAAACAAUAAAGAGUGCUUUGAAAAAAAUAUCAAUGGGAAUUGUUUGCCUACAAUCAUUUGUUAACCCAUUAACACUCCCCUUGAUGAGUAAAAUUAUCUGGUGUUAGAAAAACAGGGUGUUCACGGGCCUUGAAAAUCCUGGAAAGUCCUUGAAUUGGAAAAAAAUAUUCCAGGACUGGAAAAAGGCCUUGAAAGUCCUGGAAAAGUCCUUGAAUUUUGCCUUCACCAAAGGGUUGUACAGUAGGUGGACACACUGGAAAAAGUAGGGUUCAUCAGGGUGCAUCACCACUUAAUGGGUUAAUUAUUAUGUUUGUGAUGUUACUCUGAGUGUAUAUCCACACCUGGCAAGCUUGAAAAGUAUGCCAGGCCAUGGUGGGAAUCGAACCUACGACCUUUGGAAUACUAGCCCAAUGCUCUUCCAACUGAGCUACGCGGUCAGGUCGGUUCAACACAGGGUUAAUUAUUGUUUAUUCAUUUCUAGGUUGGUUCAGAUGUGAAGGUGAAAGUUCCAGAUGGUCAAGAUAUGGCUGGUAUUCUGGUGAAAAUAACAGACUCCAGUUCAUACACUGUUGUGUUUGAUGAUGGAGAUGAAAGAACAUUGAAGAGAACAUCAUUGUGUAUCAAGGGUGAAAAACAUUUCAAUGAAAGUGAAACUCUGGACCAUUUACCGCUAACAGACCCUGAAAACUUUGGGACACCAGUCAUGCAGGUAUGUUCUAUAAAUUACAGUUGAUUUUACAUAACGUUUCCUUGAAUAAUGGAAACUUUGUUCAAAAGUUCAUAAUCAUAUUCACAAACUGGUUUGUAAACAAUGCAUACGAUUGGCUUCUUUUUGUUCUGGGACCAAUCAGAGGCUUUGUUUGCAAACCAGCUUUGAAAUUUCAAUAUGAACUUUCAAACUUCGCAACAAAGAUCAGAACGAAGUUCUCAACAUUCAG
Molecule: messenger RNA, 5523 nt
Organism: Paramuricea clavata
Lineage: Eukaryota; Metazoa; Cnidaria; Anthozoa; Malacalcyonacea; Plexauridae
Source: the annotation of a GenBank genome assembly